AUGACAGGAACAAAGCAAAGGACAAUAAGAACCCAAAAAUUGUUAAACCGAGUAAUAUCAGAACAUUUUCGGGCUGAAAUAGUCUGCACGAAGGAAAUAGAUCUAGAAAAAGGUUGGCACCGACAAUAUGACUUCAAACAGAAAUUACCAUAUCUAAGCCAAAAAAACCAAAAAGCAGGAAGAACAACCGAUUUUACACAGUUUAGUUUAUUGUGUGCCGGCAAAAAACCUGAAUUCUUUUCAAGCGAGUUGCAAACUCGCGUAAUUUGGGCAUUAAGAUGCAUUUUUAAAGGCACGGUUUAUACGUACAACAGCAUUUCUUUGACUAGUAUUUUGCAUUUCAUUUAUAUUUAUAGACAUGAGACCAUCACAAUAGCACAAAUUUUGUCCUCAUUUUUUCCUAUCAUUACUGCUAUCAUUAUUUGUGAUUUCAUUCACUUUCUAAUUUCAACGGUAUUUACACCACCUUUCGCAUCACGAACACCAGUUGCAUUUGAGAAGACGCAUUUUAUGCGCCAAAAUGAUCUCAUACUUCGUCAGUUUUUGCUAUUGAUCAUGUCAGCCUCUGAAUUACUGCCAAUGAUAGUAAUGCAAAUGCCAUCCAUUCAGCACCGUCGCAAAUAUCUUACUUCAUUUCGAAUUUUACUCCCAAAUGCUGGCAAAAGGAAGUAUCGCUAUAUUUUUAUUGUCGGUGCUAUGAUCUUCAAAAUCAAGCCAGCCUUUUGUCUUAACUGA
Messenger RNA from Echinococcus granulosus, 735 nucleotides. RefSeq lists its product as hypothetical. Bases 1 to 735 code for a protein of 244 amino acids. The transcript has 5 exons. NCBI's taxonomy places the organism in Eukaryota, Metazoa, Platyhelminthes, Cestoda, Cyclophyllidea, Taeniidae. The record is from RefSeq and is a predicted model, not a curated record.